UUCAAAAGGACAAAAUCACGUGUACUCUCGAAAUUCAUUACUGUGAUGAUCUAAGAAAUUGAAAUUGAGACAUAGACGAGAAGUAGAUCUUACCAAUACGACCUGUUUCUUGUUCAUCGCUUCAAGUUGUCUUUCCUCUUUCAACAACAUUUUCAAACCAAGUCCGCGAAACCUCUUUUUACAUCCAAAAUCCCAUGGUUCCUCCUCGCGACUAUUCCACAUGUCUCCUUCUCUUCCUCCUCCUACUUUCCUCCUUCUCUCACUCACAAUCCCAUUCCGCUACCAAGAAAAUACGUAUGAGAGAAAAAGUUCGCAAUAUGUUUCACCAUGCUUAUGACAACUAUAUGACUCAUGCAUUUCCGCAUGAUGAGCUAAAACCUCUCACUAAAACUUUUACCGACUCCCUAAGUGAGCUGGGAAAUUUGAAGCUUGAACGUUUGCCUCAAGACUACCAUGGCUCUGCCCUUUCGCUAAUUGAAUCGCUUUCUAGCCUUGUUAUUAUGGGCAACAAUACCGAAUUCGAGAAGGGAGUGCUGUGGCUUUCAGAAAAUCUUACAUUUGACGUUGAUGCUCGCAUAAAUCUUUUUGAGUGCAACAUUAGAGUUCUUGGAGGACUUGUCUCUGCUCAUUUACUGGCAUCUGAUUCUUCAAAGAAGUUGUUUCAAGGAUCUUACAAGAAUCAGCUGCUUGGUCUGGCUGAAGAUUUAGGGAAACGUUUUUUACCAGCAUUCAAUACUCCCACUGGAUUACCAUAUGCGUGGAUUAAUUUAAAGUAUGGAGUAAUGGAGAAUGAGACUACAGAAACAAGCACUUCAGGGUGUGGUUCUCUGAUUCUUGAAAUGGGAGCUUUAUCAAAAAUGACUGGUGACCCCAGAUAUGAAUCAGCAGCCUUACGAGCUCUCCGUAAGCUAUGGAGUAUGCAGAGCUCAUUAAAAUUAUUUGGAACCACACUUGAUGUGUCAACUGGGCAAUGGAUUGAAUAUUCUUCGGGAAUUGGAGCUGGGGUAGAUUCCUUCUAUGAAUAUCUACUUAAAGCUCAUAUCCUUUUCGGAAAGGAGGACUUUUGGAGAAUGUUUCAUUCUGCUUAUGUGGCUGUGCAGAAGCAUUUCAGACAUGGUCCCUGGUACCAUGAAGCUGAUAUGAGGACAGGAAGAGCAACUUAUUGGCAGCUUACAAGUCUUCAAGCUUUUUGGCCUGGUUUACAGGUUCUUAUUGGAGAUGUAUCUGCUGCUAAUUCAUCUCACCGUGAGUUCUUCAAUGUGUGGGAGAGAUUUGGAGUGCUACCAGAGAGGUAUUUGCUGGACCAUCAGAUGCUUCAUCCUACUGAAAAAUAUUAUCCAUUGCGCCCUGAGUUUGCUGAGUCAACAUUCUACUUAUAUCAAGCUACUAAAGAUCCGUGGUAUAUUGAAGUUGGUGAGUUAAUAGUCAAUUCUCUUAAUUUAUACACCAGAGUAGAAGGUGGGUUCGCAAGCAUCAAGGAUGUAACGACGAUGCAGCUGGAAGAUCAUCAACAUAGUUUUUUUCUUGCUGAAACGUGCAAAUAUUUGUAUCUUCUCUUUGAUGAUUCAUUUAUGCUCGAGAAUAAUUACGUAUUUACCACUGAAGGUCAUCCCCUUCCGGUACUAAGCACUUGGCAUGAAAAGCUUCCAGAAACUUAUAUUCCAACUAAUUGGACCACCCUGAAGAGACAACCGGAAAAUCGAGUGAGUCCAAUGUCUUUGCAAGUAUGUCCUGCUAUGACUUUAAACUCAGGUCAACAUAUAGAGAGUGCUUGCCACAUCCCCGAUGUCCGUAUUAGUGAUCACAGGUGCUUGACUGAUGAAGACUGUGGUGUUGAUGCAACUACCUGCAGAAGAAGAUCAUGUAGCAUGGCUGGUUAUUGUGGGCUAUGGCUCUUCAUUUGAUCCUAUGUUUGGACAAUUUUAUUUUUAGAAGGAACAGAAAAUGUUAAAGUGAGCAUUGUGUCAUACAGAAAGGUAAAAUUCAAAUAUACAAUUGCUGCCAACAGUUAAUUGGCACCCAUCUAAUGUUACAGGGUUUAGAGUAAAAAGGGUAGCACACAAUUUAACAGUUUUUUAAAAAGGUUUUAGGUUUUAGCUUUCAUUUUGAGGCAUGCUUUGAUAGAAGAAGAGAUGGGAGAAAAAGGAGGUUAUUGUAUUUUGCAGUCAUAUUAUUUAAUUUGGUACAUUGAAAAUUUGUAUUUAUUUCCU
Messenger RNA from Cicer arietinum (chickpea), 2210 nucleotides. RefSeq names its product alpha-mannosidase I MNS5. The record is from RefSeq and is a predicted model, not a curated record. Gene Ontology annotation, biological process: carbohydrate metabolic process; mannose trimming involved in glycoprotein ERAD pathway; endoplasmic reticulum mannose trimming. Gene Ontology annotation, molecular function: calcium ion binding; mannosyl-oligosaccharide 1,2-alpha-mannosidase activity. NCBI's taxonomy places the organism in Eukaryota, Viridiplantae, Streptophyta, Magnoliopsida, Fabales, Fabaceae. Gene Ontology annotation, cellular component: membrane.